This is a messenger RNA of Alternaria incomplexa, 888 nucleotides long. RefSeq lists its product as uncharacterized. The transcript has a single exon. Gene Ontology annotation, cellular component: nucleus. The record is from RefSeq and is a predicted model, not a curated record. The coding region runs from base 1 to 888 and encodes 295 amino acids. Gene Ontology annotation, biological process: regulation of transcription by RNA polymerase II. Lineage: Eukaryota; Fungi; Ascomycota; Dothideomycetes; Pleosporales; Pleosporaceae. Gene Ontology annotation, molecular function: cyclin-dependent protein serine/threonine kinase regulator activity.
AUGCAGCCCUCACCUCUCGCAAACCCAUUGGCAACCGUCGCCCAACUCGAAACCUCCGGCUCGCAACUCGAUGGCAUCCAACCCACGCUCGAAGACUCCGUCCGCUUCGCCGGCGCGCGCCUCACACAAGCCGCCGGUAUCCUGCUCCGCCUCCCACAAGAAGUAAUCGCGCAAGCCAUCGUAGUCUUCAUGCGCUUCUGGCUCGGCCCUGAAGGCGGCAGUCUCGCGGAAUUCGGCGCAGAACAAGUCUCAGCCGCGUCGUUGUACCUUACCACGAAGCUCUCCGCAUAUCCAAAGUCAGCGCGUAGUCUCGUAAACGUGUACGCGUAUCUCGAUUCGCUGCCGGUGACAUACUUCGAUCUUGAACAGCUUCAGAAAACGGGCGAAGAUGCAAAGGGAUACUACGUCAGCGAGGGGACAUACGAGCGCCGUCGCGCAACGCUGUUUACAACCGAACAACGCAUCCUACGUACCCUCGGCUUCAACACGCACGUCCAACUCCCCUACACACUAUGCAUAACAUACAUGCAAGCCCUCGACAUCUUCAGCCACCCGCGCGCCUCUGAACUCGCGAAACGCGCAAUCGCGCAUCUCAAUACCGCGCUCUUGAGUCCGCAGUGCCUUUACCUGACGCACCAGCCGCAUGAGUUGGCGACGGCGGGGAUUUAUCUUGCGGCGAGGGAGACGGGGAUUAAGAUGCCCGAGUGUGAGUGGUGGGAGGUGUUUGAUACGGAUAGAGAGGUACUGGGUUUCCUUUGUGUGGGGCUGUUGAGCUUGGAGGGGUGGGUGAGGAGUGAGAAGGAGAGGUGGGAGGGAGGGAAGGUGCCGAUGAGUGUGGAGGGGGUAGAAGCGGAGGUCAAGAGGAUGCGAGAGGAGAAAGAGGCUUGA